Molecule: messenger RNA, 603 nt
Organism: Eptesicus fuscus (big brown bat)
Lineage: Eukaryota; Metazoa; Chordata; Mammalia; Chiroptera; Vespertilionidae
Gene: FAM162B
Product: family with sequence similarity 162 member B
Exons: 4
Coding region: 60-551 (163 amino acids)
Source: RefSeq, a predicted model, not a curated record
GGUGCGGGAGCCGGCGCUCAGGCUAGACCCGCGGCUGCAGGCGGGGAGCAGGGCGCACGAUGCUCGCGACCGCCGGGAGCCUCCUGCGCCUCCGUCCCGGGCGCAUCCUCCGCUGCGCCCCGGGGACGCCUCGAGAAGCCGCCCGACGGUCGGUCGCGCUUCUCCGGCCCCAGGGUCUCCCCCGAUUCUCUAGCGGCGGGGCCCCCGGCGGCUCUGGGCCCCAGGGUCCGGCCGGGAAGGUUCACAGGGUCCCCGCCGAGCACAAGCCUUCCCAGUUCGACAAGAAAAUCCUGCUGUGGACCGGGCGCUUCAAAGCGAUGGAGGACAUCCCGCCUCUGAUCCCGCGAGAAAUGAUAGAUGCUGCAAGAAACAAAGCUCGAGUGAAAGCCUGUUACAUAAUGAUUGGACUCACAAUUAUCGCCUGCUUUGCAGUGAUAGCAUCAGCCAAAAGGGCUGUAGAAAGACAUGAAUCUUUAACCAGCUGGAACCUGGCAAAGAAAGCUAAGUGGCGUGAAGAAGCUGCGCUGGCUGCACAGGCUAAGGCUAAAUGAUACUCGAAGUGAUGAACUGUUAAUCAGAAUAUUGUCACUAUUAUCAGCAACA